CGCAGCGUCUCGCAUCCCAGGGCUUGACGAGUCUCGUUUCUCUUUCUCUCCCUUUCUCUCACUUCGCCUCCACGUCCUCUUCUUCUUCUUCUUCUCCCCGGGUUUAGCCAAGCGACCUAUUAUUAUGGCGACGACGGCGACGACGACAACCACCCCCUUCGAGUUCCCUUGGGAAUAUUCCUUCCCCCCAUUCUUCACCCGUCAAACGAACCUCACAACGCACCACGCGCAGUUAACCAAGUGGUCCGACCUCAUCCUGGCCUACUGCCGCCACUACCGCAUCUUCAAGCUCUCCCUCAGCGCCGCCAUCCCCUCUUCCACCACCACCACCACCACCACCACCACUACCACCACUGCUGGCGCCACAACAUCAUCCCCGCCCGGCGGGACAACGGCAACAUCGGGCGUCGGCCAGGCGCAAACGGAAGAACUCUUCCACAACCGCCGGCUGAACAGGCGGCUCUCCCUCGCCGACGCGCGCGAGGUCAUCGAUGCCAUGCGCCGCAACGGCCGCGCCGAGUACGUCGGCGGGAAAGACGGCGGCGACCUCGUCUGGGUGUACUGGCGGACUCCCGAGGAGUGGGCUGCCUUGGUGGAGAAGUGGGUGGACGAUACCGGGCAGAAGGGCGUCGUCAUGACGCUGUAUGAACUUACGGAGGGCGAUGGGACCAAGGGCACAGACUUCCACGGCCUUGAUGUCGAGUUGUUGCUCAAGGCCCUUCAUGUCCUCGCCAAACGAGGCAAGGCGCAGGUGUUCGGACAAGACGACUCUCAAGGUGUCAAGUUCUUCUGAGUGUCGUCCCGGAUAGCGCAUGUUACCCACAGCCUUUCCUUUUUUUUUUUUUUUUUUUUUUUU
Sodiomyces alkalinus F11 is the source of this 856-nucleotide messenger RNA. Its product is annotated as ESCRT-II complex, vps25 subunit. Gene Ontology annotation, cellular component: ESCRT II complex. Gene Ontology annotation, biological process: protein transport to vacuole involved in ubiquitin-dependent protein catabolic process via the multivesicular body sorting pathway. Gene Ontology annotation, molecular function: structural molecule activity; protein homodimerization activity. Bases 125 to 793 code for a protein of 222 amino acids. The transcript is spliced from 2 exons. NCBI's taxonomy places the organism in Eukaryota, Fungi, Ascomycota, Sordariomycetes, Glomerellales, Plectosphaerellaceae. The record is from RefSeq and is a predicted model, not a curated record.